GUCACAUUUCUCACUACCUAUCGAUCGAUAUCACUUGUCAUCCCCACAUUUAUUACUUUGUUUUGCGACGAUGGUUGGCCGGCUGGCCAGCAAAGUGCGCUGGAGGCCUGUGAUUGGCCGCUCCGCACAGCGCUGGCACAACACCACGCAGCCCGGCUUAUCACCACGUGCAACCACGUCGCUGAGCCGUGGCUGUCGGGCCUCAACGCAUGCGCGCGUUCAACCGGCCAUCGCGACAUACGUGGUUCCACCGAAAACCGCGGUUGACGCCCUCGCUACCGGAGUUGUUCUCUUUUCGCGCUCUUUAUCCCAGCCCAACCUCCUGCCUGCCUGCUAUGUGACUAAGCGCGCGUUGCGCCAUCCCGUCGCGAGGCUGCUGCUGACUUGGCGUAGCGAUGCCGCAGGAUACUCCCACGCAGGGCGAUCAAGUAUCUCUGGAUGCUUCCGGGGCUGCCGAUGCAGAGCACGACCCGCCUAGCGCGCAGCAGGUGCUAGCGCCUGCAGGUCCAAAGGAUGUUCCGUUACUCACUCCCAGUGACGCGUCUGAGAUCACCGCGAGUACAGAUGCGCACACAGAUAUCUCGUCUACAGAAACCAGCGCGGAAUCAAACGACACCGAGCUCACGCCCGAAGCAGACAAAGCCGUAGUUGCAGCACAAGAUGAUGCCGCGUCAGAUCCGCCAAGCAGCGACGCCGAGAGUGACAGUGAAGCCGACGAUUCUACUAUGGACCUUGAACCCGCGGCCGUAGCUGCAAGUGUGUGUGAAACAGAUAUCGCUGCAGACAGCACUGAGUCCGUGGAUGAAGCCAAUACCGAUGCUGCCUCCUCGACCGGUCCGGAGGAGCCUUCUGCAGUUGCCACUGAGGCAACUGAAAUAUCGCAAUCUGAACCUCUUGCAGUUGAAGAGAGCAAAAAUGCUCAAAUUCCGGAGCAGGAAGACGAGGAUGAUAGUUCGAGCUCGUGGUCGGGUGGGACUGACGACUCUGUAGAUGAGGAGGCUGGGGUCGAUGUUGCGGAAGCUGCUGAACCGUCAGCAAACGCAGUUGAACCACCAGUUGAAGCAGAUAAGAGUCCUGCACAGGAGACCCCGACAGAGACUGAGUCUGCGAAAGAGGCUGAAGCACCAGCUGCCGUUGCGGAUGCAGUUGAACCACCAGCAGAUGCAGUUCAUUCACCAGUGGAAGCAGAUAGUAGUUCUGCACAAGAAGAUCCGGCGGAUUCUGAGCCCGAGCUUGACAAAGAAAUUGAAGCACCACUUGCUGUUGCGGAAGCAAACGAACCACCAGCAGAUGCAGCCGACCCAUUGGCAGAUGCAGACCCUAGUCCAGUACCAGAAGACCCAGCAGAGUCUGAGCCUGCACCUGCACCUGAGCCCAAGAAAGAGGUGGAAGCACCAGCCAACGUUGUCCUCGUCGCCGCGGCCUUGAAGGCCAUGUGCGAGCCUGAGAAGGCGCCUGAAGCGGAAAAUACUGAUGUGUCGGCCGCACCGGCCGUACCAGCUGAGCAGGACGAAGGGGUUGCAGACGCAGUCGCUCCAAAUGCAGAGGUAGUAGCUGAAGCAGUAGCCUCCACUGAAGAGGUUCUUGACGUGGAUGCUCCGGCGGACCCUGAUGCUGCGACCACAGACAAUGUGGAGGCUGAGCAAGCCCUCCCGGUCGAGCCACAAGAGCCAGAGCCCCAGGUCGACGAGACUGUUACUGCUGAAAUUGAGGUUUCCGAGACCACCGACAUGGCAGAGCCUGAGACUGUAAUUGUAGCACCGGCAGAACAAGCACAGGAUGCCGCAAAGCCGCCAGAAGCAGCAGAUACUGAUGAUGCAGCCGCUGACGCCGAAAACACGCCCGUUGCCGUUGACCUGGUUGCCGAGACCACAGCUACUGCGCCAGAAGUAGCGGACCAGCCCACUGACGAAGCCGCUGAAGCUCCAGCAGAAUCUCCGACACCGACAGAUGCUCAAGAUGCUGCAGAUGCUGAGACCAUAACUCCAGCCGCGCCUGCAGUCGAAGCAGAGACUCCCAGCGAAGAAGUGGCGGCACCAAUUGUUGAUGAGGUCGAGCCUAGUGAGCAGGACGCAGCGCCAGUGCCAGUGCCAGAGCCAGCGUCAGCUUCGGCGGCAGCAGCCGAGGAAACAAAGGACGCAGAUCCACCUGCCGAAAUCCCCAAUGGUGUUUCUGCUACUGAAGACGAGCCAGCGCAAGUAGAUGUGCCCGCUGAGCCCAAGGCAGAUGCGCCGGCACCAGACCAAGACUUGGUAUCAGCAGUUGAGACGUCAAAGGAAGUUUCUUCAGCUAGCGAGACCGCCCAAGUCGAAGCUUCACCAGGAACAGAAGCGCCGGCUGAAGUUGUUGCCGAAGCGCCAGCUGAUAUUAUCGUCGAAGCGCAACCCCAAGUCGUCAUUGAAGAGCAACCCGCGGCCGUUGAAGCGCAGCUCCCAACCGCUGAAGCCACAGCAGACCUCGAACUUGAUCACGUUGACAGCAAAGACGACGCUUCUCCCAGCGAAGCAGAUAGCUCAGAGGCAAGCGAGCUUCUCGAGGAGCCAACUGAAGUUGUGGCAGCGCAACCCCUGGUCGCCGAAGCCACGGCGGAUCCCCAAACAGACCAUGUUGACAGCAAAGAUGACGCAUCUGUGAGCGAAGAGGACAGCUCCGAGAUAAGCGCACUUCCUGAGGAGUUGGAAGCAGAGCCUGUGAAGAGUGAGGUUGUUCUUGUCGAGUCGCAGGAACAAACUGCCCCAGCACCCGAGGUGGUCUCUGGCGCCCCCGCCGGUGACGAUGGCGAUGCUAGUGUGGUCUCAGAUUCAAUCGAUGACAGUGCCGUCUCAGAAUCCUUGACCGAAGCCGCUGAGCUUGUCGAUGACAAAUCCGGUCCGGAAGCAGACGCAGAGCAGAAAUCAGUAGCGGUACCUAAGGAAGAAGCGUCCUCUACUGCAGCCGAGCCUGACGCUGUCCCUGCCGCCGAGACUGUUGAAGUCGACUCAACGCCCAAGCCCGACGCAGCUGUCGACGUCCUUCCUGAGCCGGCUACCGAAGCCGCAAUAGUCGCAGAUGCCGCAGACCCAGCUACCGAAGAGCCAGCAACGGAGACAAUCAACGAUGCCGUCCUGGGAGACAUCUCCAUUCAACUAGAAGAGACAGAAACUCUGCCAUCAGGAACUCCCGAGCCACCAGUGCUCGAAACUGCUGUCGAGGAACCUGCAGUCGUGGUAGAAGAUGCUGCCGAAUCUGCAGUAGCAGAACCUUUGGAUACUGCUGGAGCGUCAGAGGCUCUGGAUGAGACUGCAGAUGUGCCUGAAGCUGUAGAUGUACCAGAGACUGCAGCUGCGCCAGAGACUGAGGCGGCUGCAGAUAUCACGCCCGCAGUAGAGGACAUUCCCGAGCCAGCACCUGCCAGGUCUGUGGUCGCUGAGUCUGCGGUAGCUGAAUCUGUGGUAGCUGAAUCUGUGGUAGCUGAAUCUUCGGUUGCCGAGUCUACCGUUGAGUCUGCUGUUGAGUCUGCUGUAGCGGAGUCUAUUGCCGAGCCCGCUGCCUCCGAGACCGCGCCUCAAAAAGACGAGGCCGUUGCACUGCCUCCACCUGUCACAGACGCCGUACAGGAACCUCCUGCAGAGUCUGAGGCAGCCGAGUCUUUAGUUGAGUCCAUCGCUGAUGAUACUGCGUCUCACGAAGACGAAAUUGUUGCACUUCCUCCAGCCGCCGUCCAAGAACCCCCUACAGAGCCCGCGGAAGAACCUCUCGCUGAAUCUGAACCUGUCGCCGCUGAGAAAGCCCCAGUCGACGAUGCUGCUGAGCCAGCACGCUCAGUGGCUGAUUCCGUCCCUGAUUCCAUCCCUGAUGAGGUGGAUGCUAAGUCGGAAGCCGACGAAGCGGUCCCGAGAGAAAUUAAGGCACCGGAGGAGGCUGAGGCUGCCCCUAUCGAGGCGGUGGGAAGUGAGGUGACGUUUGUCAGGGCGCCUGUUUUACAGGUCGUUCAAGCUGAGGCCGUUGAUUGUGAGUCUGUGAUUUGGUCUGUGGCCCCUGAAGAUCUUGUCGAACCGGAUCCAAUCAUUGUCGGGAGUGCACCAGUCGAGCCUGUGCCUGCCCCCGCUGAUCCAGUCGACGAUGAGGGUAUUAUCGAGGCCGGACUGGCGCCGCCAGAGGAUGAUCUUGCAAUAGGGGAUGUCUCGGAAGGAGAUGCGUUUGGAGAGAUUAGUCCAGCAGAGCCGAUGGACGUCGACUCUACUCCUGAGGAACCCAUAACUCCCGAUGUCCCAGCUGUUCAAGAGGAAACGCUCCCAGAGGCUGUUGUUGAGGAACCUUUGUCCCGAGAUUUGGCUCAGCCGAUCGAAGAGACCAUGACCGAUGCCGUACUGCCCGCUCCCGUCGACAGAGAGGUAGAUCAAGCUGGGGAUGUAGACCCUGCGGUAGCUGAUGAGCCUUCGAACACUGAAGCAAACUUCGGCACGACACCAAGGACACGGGAUUUCGCUCCUAUGCCGGACCCUGCUACAUCGCCUCGAGAUAAGCAUCAUCGACGGCUUUCCCACUCGCGUAAGCACCACUCUCACCGCCGAUAUGAGAGCGACGCGGAGACUAAAGAGAAAGCCCUCCCAAUUCCUCCUGCACUGCCUGCUGCAAAGCCGUCAGCAUCUCCCAAGAGCAAGCGUCGUGACAGCACGACAGAUCGCGACAUUUCUCGGAGCAAAGCAAGGGUGCAAGAGGAGAAGCCAAGGAGCAGCCCCGCUAGAGAACCCACAUAUCCUGACCAUCGAUCCCACCGUCACCGCGACAGCCGGGAGCCCACAUACCCCGAGUAUCCAGUCGAGCGUUCAAUCGAACGUUCAAUCGAGCGUCCAGUUGAGCGUCCUCGCCGGGAGAGCAAGAUCGAGGAGAGGCAGAGCAAGCGACGAGCCACAGAGCCAGUGCUAGAUGAAGAGGCAGAACGGAGACAGCGCCGUGAAGCACGUCGUGCAGAGAAGGAGCGAUUGGCUGCAGAAGAGGCUGCGAGACUCUUAGGAGAUGAGGAAGCGCAACGACAGAAGCGCCGGGAGCAACGCCGUGCGCUGAAACUGGCGGAGGCGGAGGCUGCUGCAAGACAGCUGGAGGAAGAGGCACAGCAGCAUCUGAAGCGCCGUGAGCAGCGGCGAGCGGCUAAAUUGGCGGAGGAAGAACAGCGUCGAGCUGCCAAGGUGGCUGAGGAGGAGCAGCGCCGAGCUGCUAAACUGGCUGAGGAGGAGCAACGUCGAACUGCUAAAUUGGCAGAAGAGGAGCAACGCCGAGCUAUCAAGCAGGCGGAAGAAGACCGAAUCAAGCAGCUGGAAGUAGAUAGAGUAGCUCAGGAAGAGGAGGCACGUCGCAUCCGACACGAGAAGAGACGGAAGCGUCACGAAGCCGAGAAAGACGCCAAGCGCUUGGAGAGGGAGAAGGCAGAGCAGGCUGUACGCGACGAGGAAGAGGCACAGAGAGCAAGGAGGCAACGGCGCGCGGAUAGAGAGAGGGAAAAACUCGAGGCGGCAAGACCUCGACGCAGGGAAGUCGAAGCUCCUCGUGACGCGGCACGCCGUGCCGCAGAGGACUCGGUCAGCCCUGCACCUGAGGCCAUCGAGUCACCGCGCAGCACACCCCGUCGUCGCAUGAGCACCCGCGAGCCUCCGCCGCCGACACCCAAGCGCGGCAGCUUCCUGGGUGGAUUCUUCAGCCGCUCGAAGACGGAACCUCUGACUCCGCCCUCCUCAAAGCCUACCACACCCAGAUCCCGUCCUCGAGCUGACACCCUUGACGCUGUCGAGACACCAGCUACCAUUCUGCGGCGAGAAGCCGAGCAACACUCCAGCAGCAACCACUCUUCCAACGAGAGCCGCGAGCGCGGCGAACGCCCCAACCGGAGCCGCCGCCACUCGCACACUCACCACUCGCACCGCUUCGCCUCCGCCGACGAAGAAGCAGAGUACUACCGCCGCAAGGAAGAGCGCCGCAUCGCCCGCGCCCGCGAGCACGAAACAACCCCCAUCCGCGACCCCAUGCCGCCUCCAGAACCACCGGUCUACGCCCCGCCCCCACCACCCCCGAAAUCCGUCGCCACCCUCGACACCGCCACCAUGGAAGUCGAGCGCCAGCGCGCCGGCGGCCCAGAGUACGACGACAUGGACUACGAAAUGGCGAUUGACGACACGGCGUACCGCACCGACGACGCAUACCGCACCGACGACGCGGCGGCCAUCGGCACGAGCUCGGGGUCCGAGCUGCACGCGCGCCGCCGCACCAAGCGCGUCUCGAUUCUCGACGAGCGCCCGAAUCGCAACAGGCGCGUGGCGCCCGGAUCGGACAAGGGCGAGCGGCCCGUCAGUCGCCGGGUGCAGGCUGAGCGCAGCAGGGCCGCGAAGGCGGCUGCGGAGGAGCGGCCGAGGGCGCGGCGGAGCGAGACGGAGCGGCGGGGCGAGGCGGAGCGUCGGGCGCCGCGGGCGGAGAAGGCUGAGAGGGGGGACAGAGAGCGAGAGAGAGACAGGGACAGGAAGAGGAGCGGGGAGAAGGGACUGAAGGGCCUGUUUGGCGUUUUUUCGAAGAGAUAGCGAGCGGCAUUUUCUUGGUUUUGGGUUCUGCAUGGCGUUUGGCGGGCAUGGGUUGGAUACCUACAUUGGGGGUGUUCUUCAUUGAACGGCGUUUGGGUGUUGUUGGCUUGGGCGUUUUGAGCGUUCUCGGGUUGCAUGCAUGGGCGGCUAUCUGUAUUUGUACGAGUGUAUGUCCGCGACGAUUUCUCAUAUGCCCGUCUGUGUGCGCUUCGGCGCUGCAGCAGUUAGUUUUACGAGCUGAAUGACGCAUCUUCUUCCUCUCA
This is a messenger RNA of Boeremia exigua, 6811 nucleotides long. RefSeq lists its product as uncharacterized. The record is from RefSeq and is a predicted model, not a curated record. Bases 396 to 6548 code for a protein of 2050 amino acids. NCBI's taxonomy places the organism in Eukaryota, Fungi, Ascomycota, Dothideomycetes, Pleosporales, Didymellaceae. The transcript has a single exon.